Cyphellophora europaea CBS 101466 is the source of this 1542-nucleotide messenger RNA. RefSeq lists its product as uncharacterized. Lineage: Eukaryota; Fungi; Ascomycota; Eurotiomycetes; Chaetothyriales; Cyphellophoraceae. The record is from RefSeq and is a predicted model, not a curated record. The transcript has a single exon. Gene Ontology annotation, molecular function: ubiquitin-like modifier activating enzyme activity; tRNA threonylcarbamoyladenosine dehydratase activity. Gene Ontology annotation, cellular component: mitochondrial outer membrane. The coding region runs from base 1 to 1542 and encodes 513 amino acids. Gene Ontology annotation, biological process: cyclic threonylcarbamoyladenosine biosynthetic process.
AUGGCCCCCUCACUAAUGCCACUACACACCUCGCAAACCGUCCAGUUCGCGCUCGCGGCCUCCAUCGGCGCCAUCACCGCCACGACGCUCAUCUUCGGCUCGCUCGCCAUCCGCCGCCGGAUCGCGACCGAGGACCUCAAGGCCUCGAUCCCGGAGCUCUCGGAGCAGCACCAGGCCCUGCCCCUGACGGAUUUCGGUGGCGCCAAGCGAGCCAGCAAGGCCGCGGACCCGGAGGAGGCGCGGGCGGCGCGGAUCGCAGCCAGGGCGAGGCGCGGCGAGUACGAUGAGGCGCUGAUACUGGAGCAGCUGGCGAGAAAUCGGGUGUUUUUGGGGGAUGAGGGGUUGGGGAAGCUGAGGGGCGCGUUUGUGGUGGUGGUGGGGUUGGGGGGCGUGGGGAGUCAUUGUGUGGCGGCGUUGGCGAGGAGUGGGGUGGAGAGGAUUCGGGUGGUGGAUUUUGAUCAGGUUACGCUGAGUAGUUUGAAUCGGCAUGCGUUGGCGACGGGGGCGGAUGUCGGGAGUCCCAAGGUGCAGGUGGUGAGGAAGCGGUUGGAGGCCGUGGUGCCGUGGGUCAGGAUUGAUGCGCGGAACGAGCUGUUGAAGGGCGAGAAUGUGGAGAGAUUGUUGGGUCCGUGGGACGAACAGGUUCAGGACGGGGAGGAGGAGAAGAGGGUGGACUGGGUUGUGGAUGCUAUUGACAAUAUUGAUACCAAGGUGGAGUUGCUGAAGUACUGUUACGGACGAGGGAUCAAGGUCAUCAGUGCUAUGGGCGCGGGGAUCAAGAGUGAUCCCACCAUGGUCUUGGUGGGGGACAUCAGCACGAGCUUCGAGGAUCCGCUCAGCCAGGCGACGAGGAGGAGACUACGGGUCAUGGGCGUGAAGGAAGGUAUCCCGGUGGUAUUCUCAACAGAGAAGCCGGGCGAAGGCAAGGCUCAGUUGCAGCCUAUCGCGGAUAAAGAGGUGGAAAAGGGCGAUGUGGGUGCUUUGGGAGUGCUCCCUGACUUCCGAGUGCGGAUUCUACCUGUUCUGGGCACCAUGCCGGCAGUCUUCGGCUACGCAGCAGCAAACCAUGUCAUUUGCAGUCUCGCAGGCUAUCCGAUGGACUAUCGAGUCGGAGAUCGAGGUCGAGACAAGAUGUACGAGGGCAUGCUUACGACGAUGCAGGGCAUGAUGGGACGGCUUGUUCGACACGAAGGGGACAAUGGUAUUGGCUUACGCGUUCCUGUCAGCAAGGACGAUGUUUCGUACUUGGUUGAGGAGGUAUACCGCGGCAAGAGCGUUGUUUCAGGUCUCUCAACACGCUUGGCUCUGGUGCCGUGGAAGCUCCAGGGGGGUUUCAUGCCGCAUGUGAAGAACGAACACGGCCAGAAAUAUAUCAAGUUGAAGUUGACGGAUCUCGUGCUGAUGACGAAGGAGGAGGGACAAAGGCAUGAGAAGGAGGUCUUGAUGGGUGGUCAAGAUCCUGACACGUUCUACGACCGUGAGGUUCUCGAUACGGUGAAGAGACGUCAGGAAGAGGAACGCCAGUUUGAGAAAUACAGGUGA